UCACUUUGCAACUUUCUCCUUAUCUCAUGAGCAAAACAUGUAACACUUUGCAGUUAGCGGAAAUGAGUGAAGUAUAGUAUUUACUGUUGAUAUUUUCUUAAGAACAAUCAGUGGUCCAGCAAAAAAGGGAAGUACUGUGAAGAUAAGGCAUGGUGGGUUGUUGAAGAUGGAUCAGAAGCGGCCCCAUCCAAAUGGGGGUAAAGCAGGACCACCCAAAAAGAUAAGGGGAGAUGAAGAUGAUGAGAUGGACUUUGAUGAUGAAUUCCCUGACGACUAUGAUAUGGAACAGUUUGAUGAACAAGAUUUCACAGAUGCACAGGGAGUGAAAGUUGUCGAUGAUGAGGACACGGAUAGCUCUUGGGGUCGCCCUCCACUUCCCUCAAUUAACCCUGCAACGGAGAAUCUGGUUUUUCAACAGAUUGAUAUUGAUCAUUAUAUUGGACCACCUUGUGAAGGAAUGCCAGGGCAACAGGCAGGUAAAGUGCCCAUCAUGAGGAUGUUUGGUGUCAAUGACAAUGGGAACUCCAUCUGCUGUCAUGUGCAUGGUUUCUCUCCCUACUUGUAUGUCACCUGUCCACCUAUCUUCAAGGAGUCGCACUUGGGAGCAUUUAAAGAUGCCCUCAACCGAGUGAUGAUUGCUGACAUGAAAUCAAACAAGGAAAACAUCACUGAUGCUGUCCUUGCAGUCGACCUGACCAAAAAGGAGAGUAUCUAUGGUUUCCAUGGCAACAAGAAAGUACCAUUCUUGAAGAUCACCUUAGCCUUGCCCAGACUUAUAGCUGCAGCAAAGAGACUCCUUGGGGAGGGGAAGGUUUUCGUGUCAGACAUUGGAACUCCAGCUUAUGAAGCCUAUGAGUCCAAUAUUGAUUUUGAAAUCAGGUUCAUGGUUGACACACAUGUAGUAGGUUGCAGUUGGAUAGAACUGCCUGCAGGCUCCUGGUCGAUAAGGAAGGACAGACUGGACACUCGCUGCCAACUGGAGGUGGAUGUGGCCUGGAACAAAUUUGUAUCUCAUGCUCCUGAGGGUGAAUGGGCCAGGGUGGCACCUUUUAGAAUCCUCUCAUUUGACAUAGAAUGUGCAGGACGUAAAGUCUAUGAGAAAAAUGGGAAGUACUAUUGGGUGUUCCCUGAGCCAGACAAGGACCCUGUGAUUCAGAUCGGGAACAUGGUGAUAAGACAGGGAGAAGCUGAGCCGUUUGUACAGACUAUAUUUACUCUGAAGCAAUGUGCUCCCAUUGUGGGCUCGAAAGUCAAGUCUUACAA
Penaeus monodon (black tiger shrimp) is the source of this 1263-nucleotide messenger RNA. It is a transcript of the gene PolD1, whose product is annotated as DNA polymerase delta catalytic subunit-like. Gene Ontology annotation, molecular function: 3'-5'-DNA exonuclease activity; DNA-directed DNA polymerase activity; nucleotide binding. The record is from RefSeq and is a predicted model, not a curated record. Gene Ontology annotation, biological process: nucleotide-excision repair, DNA gap filling; DNA replication proofreading; base-excision repair, gap-filling. Gene Ontology annotation, cellular component: delta DNA polymerase complex. NCBI's taxonomy places the organism in Eukaryota, Metazoa, Arthropoda, Malacostraca, Decapoda, Penaeidae.